AUGUCUGUUAUACCAAAAACUCCUUCAAAUUUAAUGUCUAAGAUAACUGAAGCAACAAAAGCUAUAACACUCAAUGCUUCAGAUAUAGACAUAAAAAGUGCAGAACUUAUCAUUGGCAAUGACACAGUUGCACCAAUAGGUAUUACUUAUUCCAACCAAAAUGAGACGGCUUCCUUGUAUUUUGCGAAGGAAUUACCAGUAGGAGAUUCUGCCCUUUUGACAAUGAAGUUUUCUGGUGAAUUGAAUGAUAAAAUGAAAGGUUUCUAUCGCAGUAAAUAUUUCACGCAAUCUGGUGAAGAGCGUUACGCAGGCGUAACACAAUUUGAAGCCACCGAUGCACGCCGUUGUUUCCCAUGCUGGGACGAACCUGCUAUUAAAGCUACAUUUGAUAUAACAUUAGUUGUACCAGCAGAUCGUGUGGCAUUAUCUAAUAUGCCCGUCAUAGAGGAAACAACAUCUUCAGAUGGCUUGCGUCGCUUACGUUUUGAUCGUACGCCUAUUAUGUCAACUUAUUUGGUAGCUGUAGUUGUCGGUGAAUAUGAUUAUGUAGAGGGGAAAUCUGAGGAUGGAGUUAUUGUACGCGUUUUUACACCAGUCGGCAAAAAGGAACAAGGAUUGUUCGCUUUGGAAGUUGCAACCAAAGUUUUACCUUAUUAUAAGAGUUAUUUUAAUAUCGCUUAUCCAUUACCAAAGAUGGACCUCAUUGCAAUUGCAGAUUUUUCUGCAGGAGCCAUGGAAAAUUGGGGUUUAGUCACUUAUCGCGAAACAUUUGUACUUGUAGAUCCAAAGAAUACUUCACUUAUACGUAAACAGUCAAUAGCUUUAACUGUAGGACAUGAAAUUGCACACCAAUGGUUUGGUAACUUAGUUACAAUGGAAUGGUGGACUCAUUUAUGGUUAAAUGAAGGUUAUGCUUCAUUUGUAGAAUUUCUAUGCGUGAAUCAUCUCUUUCCGGAAUAUGAUAUAUGGACGCAGUUCGUAACGGAUAUGCAUACGCGUGCUUUGGAAUUAGAUUGUCUUAAAAAUUCACAUCCUAUUGAAGUUCCAGUUGGGCAUCCAAGUGAAAUUGACGAAAUUUUUGAUGAAAUAAGUUAUAACAAGGGUGCUUCAGUUAUACGUAUGCUGCACGAUUAUAUCGGAGAAAGCGAUUUUCGUAAAGGAAUGAAUAUUUAUCUAACUCGUCAUCAGUAUAAAAAUACCUGUACUGAAGAUUUAUGGGCAGCUUUACAAGAAGCUAGUUCUGUACCGGUAGCAGAAGUAAUGUCAACAUGGAGUAAGUUACAAGGUUUUCCAGUAGUUAGUGUCGAUGCGAUACAAAAAGAUGAUAAUAAAAUGGUAUUGAAGUUAUCGCAAAGUAAAUUCACUGCUGAUGGCAGUAAACCAGUUGAAGAUUACACAUGGGUUAUACCAAUUACUGUCUCUACAUCAAAACAUCCUGAUAAAAUUGCUAAGACUUUCUUGUUGAACAAAAAAGAAAUGGAAGUUGUAUUAGAUGAUGUGGGUCCAAAUGACUGGAUAAAAAUUAAUCCCGGUACUGUGGGUUAUUACCGUACGCGCUAUUCUAAAGAGAUGCUUGAAAAAUUAAUACCUGCUGUAAGUAAUAUGGAGUUACCACCGUUAGAUCGUUUAGGUUUAAUAGAUGAUAUGUUUGCUAUGUGUCAAGCUGGGCAAACUAGUACAGCUGAAGUACUGAAACUAAUCGAUUCUUAUCGUAAUGAAACAAAUUAUACAGUAUGGACUGCAAUUACAAACUCACUUUCAAAUCUGUACAUUUUAAUUUCACAUACUGAACUUAUGGAUUAUUUCAAUAUAUACGGUGAGAAACUAUAUCGGCCUGUUGCAGAUCGUUUAGGUUGGGAGGCACGUGAGGGUGAAAGUCACUUGGAUACGCUUUUAAGAAGUCUUGUGUUAUCGCGAUUAGUUUCAUUCCGUUGUAAGGAUGUUAUUAAUGAAGCUAAAAAACGAUUCCGUAACCAUAUUGAUGGCACCGCUUCUAUUCCUGCCGAUUUACGUUCAACUUGUUAUAAAGCUAUACUUCAGAAUGGAGAUGAGUCUAAUUUUAACGAAAUGUUGAAAUUAUAUCGCUCAACUGAUUUGCAUGAGGAACAAGAUAGAAUAUCGCGUGCCUUAGGUUCAAUGUCAGAUGUUGUACUUUUGCGUAAAGUUAUUGAUUUCGCUAUGUCGAGUGAAGUUCGUGCUCAGGACUCUGUAUUUGUUAUUGUUGCUGUGGCGGUAAAUCCAAAAGGACGAGAUAUGGCUUGGCAAUUCUUUAAGGAUAAUAAUCAGAAAUUACUAGAGCAAUAUCAGGGUGGUUUUCUACUUGCACGCCUUAUUAAGUAUUUAAUAGAAAAUUUUGCAUCGGAAGAGAAAGCAAUCGAAGUUGAAAAAUUCUUCAAAACCAAACAAUUCUCAGGAACAGAACGUACCGUCUCGCAAGCCGUGGAAACUAUUCGUCUAAAUGCAGCAUGGCUACAAAGGGAUCUAGAUUCAUUGACUGCUUAUCUCACAAAGCAGUAACCAGUGACCAGCGACCAGUUUAAUAUUUAUAUAAGAGAGAAACUUUACUUACACCAAAGUUUGGAACAUGAAAUACAAAUGAAAUCCUGCAUAAAUUUCUUAGGGCCUUAAUGUUAGGUGCACCAGAUUAUAAUAUAACUACCACGGACCAGUGAAAUUUUUACACAUAUUUUGUAUAAGCGCAAAUUAUUGUUUUAUAUAUUUUGUGCUUGUUUGCUUGUUUGAUAGCUUUAAUAUUUCUUAUAAAAGUGUGUCUUGCAUUAGUGGCUUUGACAAUUUGCCUUUACAUAUUUUUCUUAAAAUUUAUUAUUUAGUUUGCCAUGUUAAAGUAUCGUUAAAAUAUUUUAAAGACUUAUAAAAUAAUAGCCUCGUUAAGAUUUGUUGCAAUUGUAUCCAUUGCAUUUACAUAUAAAUAAUAAAUAUCAUUAAAACUAUAAUAGCAUUUAAAAGAUUCACAAAAAUAUACAUAAAUAAUCAUGUAUAGGUUCAUUAUAUAAAAAUUCAUUAUAUACAUAAUUUAUGUAUACAAAAAAGGAACUUAAUAAAUAAAUCGUUAAAUGG
Teleopsis dalmanni is the source of this 3078-nucleotide messenger RNA. It is a transcript of the gene Psa, whose product is annotated as puromycin-sensitive aminopeptidase. Lineage: Eukaryota; Metazoa; Arthropoda; Insecta; Diptera; Diopsidae. Gene Ontology annotation, molecular function: zinc ion binding; metalloaminopeptidase activity; peptide binding. The record is from RefSeq and is a predicted model, not a curated record. Gene Ontology annotation, biological process: peptide catabolic process; proteolysis. Gene Ontology annotation, cellular component: cytoplasm. Bases 1 to 2517 code for a protein of 838 amino acids. The transcript has 7 exons.